Molecule: messenger RNA, 1333 nt
Organism: Coniophora puteana RWD-64-598 SS2
Lineage: Eukaryota; Fungi; Basidiomycota; Agaricomycetes; Boletales; Coniophoraceae
Exons: 1
Coding region: 1-1065 (354 amino acids)
Molecular function (GO): protein binding
Source: RefSeq, a predicted model, not a curated record
AUGGACCGCGUUCGGUCUACACGCUCUUAUAACGCUGUAAUUUCCUUCGCUAUACAACACGCCGCUUAUGGCUCAGUGCCUGGGCUCUUUCGCGACAUGCAACGUGACGGUCUGGUGGCAAACGUGGAAAGCUGGAAAUUAGGUGUGAGGUUGCUUAUUCGUACGGGACGCUGGGACGAAGCAUGGUCGCGUGUCACGCAGAUUUCAAAGCGAACACAAGCUCAGUCGCGCGAAACCUCGGAUCGCCUCAGUAUCCCCAUUGUUGUCUGGCUUGAGCUAUUUGGCUCGGCAAAAUAUAGCUUGCUGCGGCGCACGUAUCGCUAUGCAACAUCAGGACGAAUACCUGGCAGUACGGUCGAAGGAAACGAUGCGUCCCGAUAUCUCCUCCUCAUGCGUCAUUUUCCUGGCGUGGGCCCUACCGAAUGCGCCCAAAUGUCUCCCCGGACUGUUGGUAUCAUUGUACGAGAGAUGAUACGGAUUGGACAAAGCCAUACUGCAUUCGAGGUUACACAAGCAUAUCUCAAGUCCCUGCCUGCAACGCUAUCGGCCAUUUCAAGUCGUCGCACGAUGGAUCUUAUUCACCUGCACCUCGCCUCCGAGGCGCGGAAGCGAGGGCUGAGAGCACACUUCGCUCUUCGCCGAACUCUUCACACGCUCUUGGACAGUUGUUCAGCUGCUACGCCUACAGCUAAGACAUUGCAUCUGCUUCUCCGGAGCUUGCGUCCGACGAAACGAUGUGGGACACUCGCCAAUCAGUGCCUUCGGCUCUAUCGCAGGCGAUGGGGGCCACAAAUCGAGUCGAGCGCUGUCAGAAGGCGGGUGGCUUCCUUGGCGCUCAAAGAAGGGCGCUUAGAUAUCGCACAAGAGAUGAUCAAACGCGAGCGCCUGGCUUCGAUUUCCCGGGCUUGCUGGACAUCGCAGCUCCACCUCCUCGGAGGAUGUGUCCGUGUUAAAGGCCGAACACGACGACUGCCAUUUCGCUUCAUUCGGCCUGGGUGGUCAAAGGAUUCGCACAGAUGGCGGGCACUCAGAAAGAGAGUCCUAAUUCUCUCAAAGACGAAGUAGGAGAUCACAACACCAUAUAGGCUAUCCAUACCUUCGCAUGUUUAUUACAAGGAAGCAUGAAACCCAGGCUUCCCUUUGCUGUGUUACAUAAUCAUAGAGUAGUCAGACAAGACCGCCGAUAAGAGCGUCUUCAACGAUUUUGCAGCUGGUACGUCAAACGAGAUCGGCCUUGGCUGGAGUUUUAUCGUGCAUUGUGAUUGCAGGACGACAAACCAUGUUUCGCUCAUUGGAUUGCAUUACACACAUAACGCUUGUGUACAAGAAAUAU